Closterium sp. Yama58-4 is the source of this 2985-nucleotide messenger RNA. NCBI's taxonomy places the organism in Eukaryota, Viridiplantae, Streptophyta, Zygnematophyceae, Desmidiales, Closteriaceae. The record is from the annotation of a GenBank genome assembly.
AUGCUGGUUCUGGUUGACGAUCACAGCCGCUACUCCUCCAUUUUCCUCCUCCACACGAAAGCCCAGGCGCCGACCAUGAUCAUUCACUGGGCAGAACAAUGCCGCACCCACUUCAAACGUCCCAUCGGCCGCCUCCACUCUGAUGGGGGAGGCGAAUUCCUCAAUCGCGCACUCACUCACUACUGCACCACUCAUGGCAUCCAACAGACCCACACUCUUCCCCACUCCCCACAGCAGAACGGCGUCGCAGAGAGCCGCAUUCGCGAAAUCACUAAGAUCGCCCGCUGUCUCCUCGCUCACGCCUCCACCCCUCCUUCUCUUUGGGGCUAUGCACUCCUUCAUGCUACCCUCCUCCUCAACCUUCGCUCCCAUCCCUGCCACACCGCCACUACCCCCACGGAGCUCUGGUCAGGGACCAAACCUGACGCUGCCGGACUUCGUGUUUGGGGUUGCAAGGCAUAUGUGCUCAUCCCUCCACCUGAACGCACCCACGGCAAGCUCGCUUCUCGUGCCCUCGAGUGUGUCUACCUCGGCCACAACCGCGACUCGCCCGGUUACCUUUUCCUUCACCCUCCCUCCGGUCGCCUCAUCCGCAGCAUUGACGUUGUGUUUGAUGAGACCACCCCAUAUUAUUCCUCUCCACCACCAGACCCCCUCCCUCCUCCCACCCGUCCUCUCGCUUGGACCGACACCGUCCUCCCUCCCCUCCUCCCUCCAGCACCCCUUCUCCCACCCCUCCCCACUCCGCUUCCGCCACCCUCAUCUGCCGAUAUCUAUGAUCCCACUGCUCCAGCAUCCCCUGCACACUCCGCGGCUCCCUCUCCCUCCUCUCCUUCCUACUCUCCUUCUCAUCCAUCCCAACAGCCGCAGCAGCAGCCACAGGGGCAGCAGCAGCAGCAGCAGCAGCCGCAGGGGCAGCAGCAGCAGCCACAGCAGCAGCAGCAGCAGCAGCCGCAGCAGCAGCCGCAGCAGCAGCAGCACCCACAGCAGCAGCAGCAGCAGGGGCAGCCGCAGCAGCAGCCGCAGGGGCAGCAGCAGCAGCCACAGCAGCAGCAGCAGCAGGGGCAGCCGCAGCAGCAGCCGCACCAACAGCAGCAGGGGCAGCAGCAGUGGCCGCCGCAACAACCACAGGGGCAGCCGCAGCAGCAGCAACAACAGCCGCAGCAGCGGCCGCAGCAGCAACAGGGGGUCCAGCAGCAGCAGCAGCAGCAGCGGCGGAGGGCGUCUGCCCGCUCCUCACCCUUCCUCCUCCCUCGCAUGCACACCCGCUCUCUUGAUCCCAUCCUUGGCACACCGCCACCUUCCUCCCUCCACCAGCUCGAGGAUUCCCAUGAGGAGUUCGCCAUGGUCCGGCACCACACUCCCUCUAUCUUCACACUUUACCCUGACCUCUUCGGCGCUCUGAUCCUUAGCGCGAUCUCCGCUCCCACCAUCUUCGUCCCCACCACCUUCCAGGAGGCUAUCACCUGCCCUGACGCUGACAAGUGGUUAGCCGCUAUCUUCCUGGAGUGUGAGGCUUUCAUUCGCAACGACUCCUUUAUCGACGUUCCCCUUCCCCCUGACGCCAACCUUGUCGAGGGCAAGUGGAUCUUUCGAGUCAAACAGCUGCCGGGAGAGGAGCCAGUCUACAAAGCCCGCUAUGUUGCCAAGGGGUUCACCCAGACCUGGGCUGAGGACUACUGGUUCACAUUUGCCCCCACCCUCAGGCAAGCCACCCUACGCACCCUUAUGGACAUCGGUGCGCGUGACGACAUGGAGAUUGACUCCAUGGACGUCUCCAACGCGUUCCUGCAAGGCGAACUGCACGAGCGCAUCUUCCUCCGCCGACCUCCUGGGUUUCAUGCGGCUUUCCCCGAAAACACCGUCUGGCAACUAAAGCGCCCGGUUUACGGCCUGAAGCAGGCACCACGAGAAUGGCAUGCGAAGCUGUCUGCUACUCUCCAGUCCCUUGGCUUCUCCCCCUCCCACUCCGAUGCCAGCCUCUUCAUCCGCUCCUCCCCCAGUCGCUUCUUCAUCUCCGUCUACGUCGACGACAUGAUCCUGCUCGCCGACACCAGGGCUGACAUGGAUCAUGUGAAGCGGUCACUUCAGGAACGUCUCAAGUGCAAGGACCUUGGUCCGCUUCAGAACUACCUCGGCAUGGCUAUCACCCGUGAUCGAUCCGCCCGCACCAUCACCCUCUCCCAGUCCCACUACAUCGGCCAGGUCCUGGAGAAGUUCGAGAUGGCACAAGCCAAACCGAUCUCCACCCCUCUCCCCUUCGGCCACCAGCUUGCGCCACCCACCUCCCCCUCCACCUCCUCCCGGCCCUACGCCGAGCUUGUUGGGUCGCUGAUGUACGCGAUGAUGUGCACUCGUCCCGACCUCGCCUACCCUGUAUGUGUCCUUGCUCGGUUCGUCGGCCCCGGCCGCCACACUGAGGAACACUGGACUGCCGCCAAGCGGGUCCUCCGCUAUCUCCGUGGCACCAGAGACCACGCUCUCACGCUGGGUGGAUCUUCCCCCCCCCUUCUCUCUGGCUUCAGCGACUCCUCCUGGGCAGACUGCCAGCCAGACCGCCGCUCCUCCCAAGGCUAUGGCUUCACCCUCGGCAGCGGCCUCAUCAGCUGGCGCUCUACCCGCUCCUCUGCCAUCGCCCUCUCCUCCUGUGAAGCUGAGCUCUAUGCUGGCACCAUGGCCGCCCAGGAGUCCCGCUGGCUCUGCUUCCUCCUGGCUGAGCUUGGUGUUCCCCAGCGCUGCCCCACGCUCUGGUGUGACAAUGCCAGCACCAUCCAUCUCACCCAAGACCCCGUGUUCCACGGUCGCUCCAAACACAUUGAGCUCCGCUAUUUCUUCAUCCGUGAACUCGUCCAACAGAAUCUCAUUGCCGUUCGUAAGAUCGCCGCUGAAGCCAACUUGGCAGAUAUCUUCACCAAAGCACUCCUUCGCCCUGCGCACUCUGCUCUUCUCCGCCUCAUCGGCCUCGCUCCCCCAGGCGCGCCUUGA